Messenger RNA from Candidula unifasciata, 951 nucleotides. Lineage: Eukaryota; Metazoa; Mollusca; Gastropoda; Stylommatophora; Geomitridae. The record is from the annotation of a GenBank genome assembly.
AUGUCUGAGGAUCAUAGCAUCAGUGUUUUCAUCCGCAUCCUAACAACUGUCACUACAGCUGUAACAUCCGUCGGAAGCUUUCUCGCCAGUUAUAUCAGUUUAAUCUGGCAGGGGUUCGGUUUUGUAUUUUCGCUGAUAGCUUCCUGUCCUGCAUAUUGUGUAGAAUGCAUAGAAAAUGCCUGCUCUCGGGGAAUCAGUUAUAUUUCUGGUUUAAUUGCUUCCCUUUCAACAGAGACAUAUUUAGGAGUUGUAGGCCUUUGUUUAAUAUAUUUUACAGUAUCAAAUAUAUUUAGAUAUGUGUAUGGCAAAAGACCACAUUUAUUUCCUUUUAACUUUGGUAGUCGACAGUUACAAGGGAGGACAAGCAGUUGGCAAGUUGACAGAGGUUUUGAAAGUGAUUUUGAAUAUUUGAAUCUGUCAGAUACAGAGGACGCAUUGUGGCCGAACUCUACAACUGUUGAUAGUAAUGAUGAUAAUGAAUCAGAUGAUGACACUGAUGAUAAUGUAAAUGAUCGAAGCUCUGAUGUCACAGACGAUGUCUCUGACAACACAGACUCUGACGAGUACACGGUUGUGAUGGAAGAGUCUGACAGCGAGGGUUCAAUAACUUCGCAGACGUAUUCCACUGAAUCCAGCGAUCACGAGAUUGAAAUCCAGUUACCUCCGGUUGAUAGUCACUACACUUUACUACACAGAUCUUCUACCCCAUCUCUUGUGUCAAAAAAUAUCAACAGUCCAGAAGAUUUUCACCGAGAGAUGGAAAGAGAACAAGACAAAAGAAAGUGCGUCGUCUGCCAGAAUCUCAUCAAAUCUGUACUAAUUCUCCCGUGCAGGCACUUGUGUCUGUGUGUUCUGUGUGCCAAUCAGAUUGUUUCAUCAGGAACCAGGGCGAGACGAGUGUGUCCUUUAUGUCGGUCCAGGAUUACUAAAGUGAUGAAUAUUUAUGUGUGA